Molecule: messenger RNA, 1920 nt
Organism: Neurospora crassa OR74A
Lineage: Eukaryota; Fungi; Ascomycota; Sordariomycetes; Sordariales; Sordariaceae
Exons: 2
Coding region: 1-1920 (639 amino acids)
Biological process (GO): protein phosphorylation
Molecular function (GO): ATP binding; protein serine/threonine kinase activity
Source: RefSeq, a predicted model, not a curated record
AUGUCCAUGGGUCCAUACAUUGGGAGUGCAAAGUCUCAAGUCAGGAGCAUUCUAGACGACAUGAAUCGCGUCUUUCUCAAACAAGCCGAAGUUAGGGUUGCGGUGGUGGGUUACAAAGACCACUCUGACAACCCAAGUAUUCAAUUCCUGGACUUUACAAAGUCUACCGAUCAAGUGCGAUCCUUUCUCGACAAGCUAGCUGCUACCGGCGGACAUGAUCCGCCUGAAGAUGUUCUUGGGGGGCUUCAGCAGGCGCUUGGCGCAACCUGGAAACAACACACACGAGUCGUCCUUCACAUCGCCGAUGCCCCGCCUCACGGCCGUACACUCCAUGACGCCGCCGACGAGUAUGACGACUAUCCCAACCCGGGCAGCGAGCCUCACGGAUUGACCUAUCAGCCGAUACUCAAGCAUCGCAUGGCCUUGCUAUUUUUGAAAGAAUACGCCAGGGCCGGGAGCGACUGUAAGCUAAGUGAGAAGAACAGAUACUAUAGGGAAGCUAGUGGUACCAAGAACAACGAUAGCACGCCGAACGGCGGCUUAGUGUUCUGGGAGGCUGAGUUAGGUCUCACAUUCGCCGCACUACAGCGUCUCGUCGUCGAGGCCGUCACUACUUCGGUGAUGAGUAGUACUAUAAGAUCUUUGACUGCGUCUGGAAGCAUCGAAAGGGCGCGGGGCGGAACUAGUAGUCAGAGAGUGGACUACUCUAGACUUGGAUCCAUUCAGGAGAAUGAAGAGCUUCCCGUACGCCGGCCUGACGUUAGGCUGGAAAAAAGCAGCCCGCAAUGGGGUAAGCUGGAGUGGUUUGACGAGCGUCUCGUGGUGGAGGGCUUUUCGAUCGAUGCCACUGUCACUGUUGGCUUGGACGACGGCUUCGCCCUCGGCACUAGCAUGCUCGACCGCAUGAUGGAAUCCGAUACGAACAUGCCAGUCAGCGUUUUUGGGCUCAAUCUUUGCAAACGAAGAACUCCUUUUGCUAAAGGAGCCUUGCGGUUGGCCUCAUUUGCCUGCACCGAGUGUUCGAGAAGCCGGCACGUGGUGAAGGAGUUCAAGACUGAUGGUGACGAUGAGGACGAUGGUUCAGGCAACCGCAGCCUCGCCCAUCUCGUUGAUGACAUGCGCUCGCAAGCCCUUUGUAAGGCCUUUGCACUCGAAUUCAACUCCCUCUUGGCUGACUGUCCCGAACACAAUAUCGACUUUGUCGUCACGUCCUGCUUCAAGUGCAAUGACAGGCGUGGGAGUCAAGGCAAGUGCAUGUCCAUCGAGCCUUUCCUUGCCGGAAAGUUUGUCAAGUACAACGGCAACGCGGGAUACGCCAACAAAGAGGCCAAUCUCACCCACGACCCUUCCAACCAGGCUGCUCAGGCGUUUUCACACUUUACGUUCGAGCGCUCGCGCGGCCGGUUCCUGGUGUGCGACCUGCAGGGCGUGGGCAAGACCAUGACGGACCCGGCUAUCCACACACUCGACCCGUACCGGUUCUCACUGUCACAGACCAAUCUCGGUGCUGAAGGGUUCAUGUUCUUUUUCGCUUAUCACGAGUGCAACCACCUUUGCCGCCGGCUCCAGCUGAGGAGCAGCGCAACGAUGUUCAUGGGUGAUGGCAAGAAGAUGCAGUUUAGGGAUUUUUGGCCUAGCCAGCGCUUGGGAAACCGUCUUUACGGUGGCGAGGCGGUGAUCUGCUGCUCGAACAAGCUGUGUGGGAGGAUGUUGAACCGGUCCCAGGCGGCGACCUCGAAACAUUCAAGUUUUCCUGGGUACCGUUGGUGCGACGAGUGUUUGCCGCAGCUGGACGAAUUCAAAGUGAUUCGGUUGUGUUGGCCUGUAGGUGAGCAGGGCCAUCGGUUUGAGGUUUCGGGAUUCUUUUACGAGUCGCAAGGCAAAAGGAUACCUCUGAGGUGUCCCAAGCAUGACAAGUAG